GCACUGGAGGGCGUGUCCCGCUUUGGGCCCCGCCCCGCCCAGAUGGGGAGGCCGGCGGGAGGGCCGCUGAGGGCGGAGGGCGCUCGGCGGGAGCGCAGCCGGUCUUGGGCUGGAUAAGCUUGGCAUUCGCUCUUCGGCUCUCCCGGGACAGGGAACCGCCGCUGCUGCCGCGGGCGCCCUCAGGUUGCAUGAUGGAAUUUGAAUGUUUUCCCAAGAGACUUUAUGUUUUGGAUCAGUAUUAUUGAAUUUGUGUAAUAUUGGAAACUUCUUCAGACUCUUUUUUGUGGUGUCCAUUUGAGACAUUUAACCCAAAGAGGCUGUACCAUGGACUGCAAAGAGAGCUGCCCAAGUGUUAGCAUCCCAAGCUCUGAUGAACACAGGGAGAAAAAAAAAAGGUUCACUGUUUAUAAAGUAUUAGUUUCAGUUGGAAGGAAUGAAUGGUUUGUCUUCAGGAGAUAUGCUGAAUUUGAUAAGCUUUAUAACACACUAAAGAAACAGUUUCCAACUAUGACAAUGAAGAUUCCUGCCAAAAGAAUAUUUGGUGAUAAUUUUGAUCCAGAUUUUAUUAAACAGAGAAGAGCAGGACUGAAUGAAUUCAUUCAGAAUUUAGUUAGACAUCCAGAGCUAUGCAACCAUCCAGAUGUCAGAGCAUUUCUUCAAAUGGACAGCCCACGACAUCAGUCAGAUCCUUCUGAAGAUGAGGAUGAAAGAAGUAUUCAGAAGCUACACUCUACCUCACAGAACAUCAACCUGGGACCAUCUGGAAAUCCUCAUGCGAAACCAACAGAUUUUGAUUUCCUAAAAGUUAUUGGAAAAGGCAGCUUUGGCAAGGUUCUUCUUGCAAAAAGGAAACUAGAUGGAAAAUUUUAUGCUGUCAAAGUAUUGCAGAAAAAAAUUGUUCUGAAGAGGAAAGAGCAAAAACAUAUUAUGGCUGAACGUAAUGUGCUCUUGAAAAAUGUGAAGCAUCCGUUUUUGGUUGGAUUACAUUAUUCAUUCCAGACAACUGAAAAGCUUUAUUUUGUUUUGGAUUUUGUUAAUGGGGGGGAGCUUUUCUUUCACUUACAAAGAGAACGGUCCUUUCCAGAACACAGAGCCAGAUUUUAUGCUGCGGAAAUUGCCAGUGCUUUGGGCUACUUACAUUCCAUAAAAAUAGUGUACAGGGACUUGAAACCAGAAAACAUUCUUUUGGACUCAAUAGGACAUGUCGUCUUAACAGAUUUUGGGUUAUGUAAAGAAGGGAUUGCUAUAUCUGACACAACUACAACAUUCUGUGGGACACCGGAGUACCUUGCACCGGAAGUGAUCAGAAAACAGCCCUAUGACAAUACUGUAGAUUGGUGGUGCCUUGGUGCCGUUCUGUAUGAAAUGCUGUAUGGGUUGCCUCCAUUUUAUUGUCGAGACGUUGCUGAGAUGUAUGAAAACAUACUCCAUAAACCCCUAAAUUUGAGGCCAGGAGUUAGCCUCACAGCCUGGUCCAUUCUAGAAGAACUUCUUGAAAAAGACAGGCAAAAUCGACUUGGUGCCAAAGAAGACUUUCUUGAAAUUCAAAAUCAUCCUUUCUUUGAAUCACUCAGCUGGACUGAUCUUGUACAAAAAAAGAUUCCACCACCUUUUAAUCCUAAUGUGGUUGGACCAGAUGAUAUCAGGAACUUUGAUGCAGCCUUUACAGAAGAAAUGGUUCCAUAUUCUGUUUGUAUAUCUUCUGACUAUUCUAUAGUGAAUGCCAGUGUUUUGGAAGCAGAUGAUGCAUUUGUUGGUUUCUCUUAUGCACCUCCUUCUGAAGAUUUGUUUUUAUAAGAGACAACAUUCAGAAAACACCAAGGAAGUACAAACCUAAGGAUCAAAGUGAAGUUUUUCUAUAUGGGAAAGUAUUCUGAAAUGUGUCUUAACUAGUGCCUCAUUUUUAUAUGUAAAGUUGGAAUCUUUGAAAACUUUUUUCUGCUGUACAUGAAAAAAAAAUAGGGCAUUUCAGAAAGUUGAAUUUAAUCUUUGUUACUCCUGCUUAUUAAGAUUAUUUUUAAAAAAAUACUUUACAAACUAUUCUUUACAUUGACCUGUUUUUAAGCAAAAAUUGUUUGCUGUUUACUGUUGUUUUUAGGUUUACACUAGUAUCUAUCCAGGAUUAGCUGUUUUCAACACCUAGAACAGCUCAGUAUAUUGCUUUUCAAUUCAAUCCAUCAUCCCUAUUGUGAUUUUUAGUGUUAUGUCAUAACUAUGCAGUUAUCUUUUGUAUUUGUUGUUGUUGGAAAAGAAAUAACAUAUUGCCAUACUAAAUCACUGUUUGAAAUCUGGAGUACUUGACAGUAUUAAAAUGGAAGUGCAUAGUUGGCAAAACAUGUCGGUUUAUAGUUUUGAUGACCUUUCAUUCUGCAGAUCUUUUAAGUUUUUAACAAAAAAACAUAGAAAAUACUUUGUCUUUAACACAUCGGAAUUCAAAUUAGCAUGAUUUUUUUUCCAUUCAAGAAACAGAAAAUAAACUGCUUGCAUUUCUUUAGCAUUCCAAAGAUUUAAACGACAGUCAAGUAUUGUGGAUUUUGUGCAUGUUACUGAAACAAUUCAUUUUUCUAUGUACUGUAUCAUGCAUUUAAAAUUUGUAUGUUCUCUGUUUUCAGGUUGUUAAUCUUUUGUCUUCGGCAUCUUUAGUACGGUAUGCAUUCAUUCUGAACCUUGGCAUUUGCUUUGAAAAUAUGUAAAUAAUUUUUUCAAAGCCAUUGUCUUAAUUAGGAGUUACAUAUGAGUAUUAAGUUUGCUAGAAUACUCAUUAGAAAUACUAAUUAGAAAUUUCAAAAAUUGUCUCAACUAUGCAUACUUUCUCUAUAGAUUGCUAGAUUGAUUACAAAAGCAUUUUGAGUAAAAUAAUCAUGUGCAACUUAACAGUUAUGAAAAACACAUGCUAAUUUGGCCUUCAUUUAUUUUAGAAAAGUACAGGGAAUCUAAUCUUUAUCCCAUGGCAUUCCCAACUUUUGAUCAUUUAAAAUUUCAGCACAAACUGACUACAAAUCUAGAAGAACUAGAAAAUACUGCUUAGAAGCUUGGAUUCCUAAUUAUCAGUUGGGGAGAAAUCUUUUUUGAAAACUUGCCAACAGUUCUUCAAAGUAUAUGAGAAACAUAAUUUAUAAAAGGGCUGACUUAGCAUACCAGUUCAUAUUCUUUGAGUGAACAUUUUUUUUCCAAAUUUUUUCUUUGAAAUAGUAAUCACAAAAAUAUUUAACAGUCGUUAAAAAGAUGCUCUGCAGAAUGAAAAGGAGUAAAAAGUUUCAUUCGAAGUGGUGGUAUAAGUAAGUAUACCUUAAAACUAAUUGCUUUCAAACACUGUAGCUUCCUAUAGAAGUAAUAAUUUAGUAACUACACUGUCUGUAAAUAUUUGUUUUGUCUGGCACUACUGUAAAUUCUGCUUUUACACAGAAGCUUUUUGUUUAUUGUAGAUCAAAAUAAAAACUGCAACAUCUUGCAGAAUUUGUUUUGAUUUGGCCACUCUUUAAAAACUAAACUGCCCAAAAUGGAAGUGCAAUAUUAUGUAUUUUGAAGAGGAGGUUAUAAAAGGUAGAAUUCUAAUGUUUCUCAGAUUACAGGUAAUGCAAUUGGUGUGUAAUAUAAAACAAAAUAAAGUUAUUGUUAGCCUUGUGACCUGUUGUUAACUCAGACUAAAAUUAAAUAUAAAUAUUA
Molecule: messenger RNA, 3666 nt
Organism: Trichosurus vulpecula (common brushtail)
Lineage: Eukaryota; Metazoa; Chordata; Mammalia; Diprotodontia; Phalangeridae
Product: serine/threonine-protein kinase Sgk3
Exons: 17
Coding region: 325-1797 (490 amino acids)
Biological process (GO): protein phosphorylation
Molecular function (GO): ATP binding; phosphatidylinositol binding; protein serine/threonine kinase activity
Source: RefSeq, a predicted model, not a curated record